This is a messenger RNA of Fimicolochytrium jonesii, 1819 nucleotides long. Its product is annotated as beta-lactamase/transpeptidase-like protein. The record is from RefSeq and is a predicted model, not a curated record. The transcript has 4 exons. Bases 156 to 1766 code for a protein of 536 amino acids. Lineage: Eukaryota; Fungi; Chytridiomycota; Chytridiomycetes; Spizellomycetales; Powellomycetaceae.
AGAUUAUUUUCGCGCAAAGGGAUGUGUAUAAGAGCAGCUGCAGCCACUUGCAAUCCCUGUCGUUCGCUUCAUAGUCCUCAACACAUCACUUCAUUCCUCGGUCCCCUUCACUCCUCAAAGCUUACUUCAGAUCCGUUCGCUUCCGAUCAGCAGCAAUGUUCAUCAUCAAAACAACAACCGCCGCCGCCGUGCUUUCAUGCACCGUCGCGCUAAUUGGAAAAUCAGCUUUAGCGCUUCCUGUCGACGUGGCCGCUCUCGAUCCUCACGAUCCGUCCUGGGCGCAACCCCUCACUGAACAACUGAAUGCCUUGCGUGAAAAGCUGGAUGUGCACGGCGCAUCCGUCGCAGUCGUUCAUGAAGGUCGUACCUGGCUGCGAGCACUUGGGCACAAGGACAUUGCAAAGACCCAACCGGUUACCAUUGACACAUCGUUCUUGAUGGGAUCUGUAACUAAGUCUUUCACCGCGCUAGGUGCUGCACGCGCUGUUGCCAAAGGGCAGAUGCAUUGGGACACCCCUUUGCAGGAGUACGUUCAUGAAUUCUGGCCCAACUACCCCGGCUUUUGGGAUCCGGACACUGAUAGAAAUGUAACUCUCGCGGACCUCCUUUCCCAUCGAACGGGCGUAGCUGGCAACAUCCCCGUCCUCCUCGCAUGGAACACAACCGAGUCAUUUCUGCAACAUCAAAAGAAUAUCCCGCCAUCCGCACCCCUCCGUACACGCUUCCAGUACAGCAACGCAAUGUUUGGUCUUGCGGGCUAUCUUACGGCGAAAGCGACAGGCCACGCCGAUUGGGCAGCGCAGAUACGCCAGGAUAUUUUCGUCCCGCUCCAUUUGAGCGCCACCAGGGCAACGAUGGCGGAAUUCAUGGAGAUGCCUGAUCGCAGCCUCGGGCAGUCCACCGACACCGACCGCAUCGAAGAUGUCGUGUUGCAAGUAGAAUCAGCGGGCGCCAUCUCCACAUCCGUCAGAGACUUUGCAAAGUAUGCACGCGCCUUGCUGCAGACCUUCCGAGGGGAUGCCGAUCCGCUUGCUAUUGGCUCGAAGGUUUUCCAACCGUUCCGCGACCCCCAAAUGCGCUUUGACACAAAGCUUGAAGAACUGUAUCACUCGGAGUUGUUGCAUGGUCACAAUACGUCGGACUUGAGCUAUACGUUCGGACUGUUCAAGGGCCAGUGGCGCAACUACACGUUCUACUUGCACGGCGGCAACAACCUGGGCUACGCCUCUAAUCUCUGUCUUCUCCCGGAAGCCAACCUCGCAGUGGCCGUGCUGUCGAGCGCGGACAAUACGCGCAACUGUUUCCGCGAAGAGGCAUGCGCAACCGCAUUCGACGCCGUCCUCGGAACAGCGGAACUUGGCGAGCCCAAGCACGAUUGCCCUGCAGUGCCCGCAAGUCGACCAUUCCCCCAACCUGGCCCACUCCCUCUCCCCACUUCCGCUUAUACGGGCGAGUUUCAGUCACGCAUCAUGGGCAAAAUGCUCGUCGGUGUAGACGCGCAAGGAAAUCUGACCAUGGCGGUCGGCGAACGGCGCAAGUUCAUGACAGGCACUUUAUAUGCGCCAGCCGGCGGUCCAACGACAUCAAUGAGCCUUAUCGGAAAAGGCGCGCCUGCUCUCCCUCCGUUCAUGUUCACCGCCAAAGUCGACGCCAACUCGACUGCCGUCCAGGGAUACUACUUUGUGCUGGAUGGGAAUAUGGUUAAAAUCUGUGAUGAACCGGGGCCGGGGUGUCAGGACUUUUUCAAGCGUGUGGAUGCCGCCUGAGCGGCUCUGUGCUCGGCAAGGUGGUUCCCGACGUUUGUCAACUUUGCACUCUU